Carlito syrichta (Philippine tarsier) is the source of this 2197-nucleotide messenger RNA. RefSeq names its product U2 small nuclear RNA auxiliary factor 1 (gene U2AF1). The transcript has 6 exons. Bases 1306 to 2058 code for a protein of 250 amino acids. Gene Ontology annotation, molecular function: metal ion binding; pre-mRNA 3'-splice site binding. Gene Ontology annotation, cellular component: spliceosomal complex; U2AF complex. The record is from RefSeq and is a predicted model, not a curated record. NCBI's taxonomy places the organism in Eukaryota, Metazoa, Chordata, Mammalia, Primates, Tarsiidae. Gene Ontology annotation, biological process: mRNA splicing, via spliceosome.
GAAGUGUUUUUCUACAACUAGCCAGAGGCACUUGCUUUAUUUUUUUCUGACUCAUGAAUUGCAUCAGAUUAUUAGAUGUGAAAUUAAUUUAGGCACUGUGGAUCAAAAAACAUGGUGAUUCCAUUGAAAUUUGUUAGGAUCAGUAGUAUAUGUUAACUUAAGCAUCUUAGUUUGGUUUGCUAGUUUGGAUUGGUUGGGUGGUUUAUACAUAAUCCGAGCUGCUCUUGCGUUUAAUGGAGAACUGCAUUGCCCCCUGAAGUGAAGUUUCCUUCGUUAAACAGCCACUACCAGAUUAUCUGGGUGAGACCUACAGUGAAUUCUACUGUUGAAUAAUCAGGCUCAGUUUAGCUUUCAUCAGAGUUGUCCCACUGCAGUAAUUUCUGCUGAAAGCUGAGUAAAGUCAGCCCUGGAAAGCAUUCCAGGCCUGGGGAUGGCUUGGGGAGGAUGUUGGGUCCUGAGUGCAGGUGCCUGAGUCUGAGUAGUUAAGUGUGUGCAGUCUAGCUAUGGGACCUUUCUUCUAAGCGGGUUUCCUGGCUCCAGACCUUUGGGGAGCAUACCACUUCUCUAUAAGCAUAGCUAGAAAUUUUCAGAACUGGUUUUGUAAAACCACUAAUAAGACUACUUCACACAAAUGGUUGAAACUAAACAUUUAUUUUUCUAAAUCAUGCAGUUACUGAUUUAGCUUGUAAAUCUUUAGCAUAACUCAGGGUGGGUUUUUUUGGUAAGUUGCUUACAGUGAUAUGGACAUUAAGAUUUAUGUAAUAUAUUAGCCUACUAACUUAAACAUGGUUUGUUUUUUCAGACAACUUGAUUUUAAGAAGAACGGUACAGUGUAAGGUUUCAAGUCUGCCUGAUCCAGUUUAAAGCACAAGGGCUAAAAGGAUUUUUUUUCCUUAAAAGAAGGAUUGGAAAAGAGCAAAUGUUUUAAGCUAUUGUAUUAUGUAAACAGAGAUCCCACCAAGAAAGUGUAAAUAAGAGUCAAGUAUCCAUGACAGUUAAGAAACCUGUUUGGUGUGCCUGUUUUGCUAAGAGACCAGAGAACUUGAUGUGUACUGCAUACAAUUGAGUUAUGCAUUUGGUUUCAAAAAACUAUUUUGUGUGGGGAAUAUGUUAUAAUGUGAAUUUUUCCACAUCUUAGUGUCUGCUAGCUUGAAGUACAAGAAAAAUGGCAGUGUUCUAUUAUUGAGCUUGUAUUAAAGCCCUUUAACAUUAAUAAUGUGGGACUACUCUAAACAACAAUUACAAUUUCUUCUUGGUUGCUGGCUGACUUGACCCAAGUCACUGCUCAAACUCUGUUUUCAUAAUAUGAUGGUUUUGGUGUACUCUUCAGAAGACAAGUGUCUGACUUGCGGGAAAAAAAAAAAAAACAGACGUUUAGCCAUUUGCAAACAAAUUGUCUCUUUGCAAUUGUCUAAUAUAUGCACAGCAGCCAGUAGAAUUCCCCUUUUUAUUUUUUUUUCCCCGCAGACCAUCUUGAUUCAAAACAUCUAUCGUAAUCCCCAAAACAGUGCACAGACGGCUGACGGCUCACACUGUGCUGUGAGCGAUGUUGAGAUGCAGGAACACUAUGAUGAGUUUUUUGAGGAGGUUUUUACAGAAAUGGAGGAGAAGUAUGGGGAGGUCGAGGAGAUGAACGUCUGCGACAACCUUGGUGACCACCUGGUGGGGAAUGUGUAUGUCAAGUUUCGUCGUGAAGAAGAUGCGGAAAAGGCUGUGAUUGACUUAAACAACCGUUGGUUUAAUGGACAGCCGAUCCACGCCGAGCUCUCGCCUGUGACUGACUUCAGAGAAGCCUGCUGCCGUCAGUACGAGAUGGGAGAAUGCACCCGAGGCGGCUUCUGCAACUUCAUGCAUCUGAAGCCCAUUUCCAGGGAGCUGCGGCGGGAGCUGUAUGGGCGCCGGCGCAAGAAGCAUAGAUCCCGGUCCCGGUCCCGGGAGCGUCGAUCGAGGUCUCGAGACCGCGGUCGUGGUGGCGGUGGUGGAGGUGGCGGCGGUGGCGGAGGACGUGAGCGGGACAGGAGGCGGUCAAGAGACCGUGAAAGAUCUGGGCGAUUCUGAGCCAUGCCGUUUUUACCUUAUGUCUCCUAGAAAGUGUUGUAGUUGAUUGACCAAGCCAGUUCAUAAUGGGAAUUUUUUUUAAAAAACAACAAAAAAACACAAAGAUGGGUUUCUGAAUAAAAUUUGUAGUGAUACAGUA